AUGACGGGAACCAGGACUCCACUCCGCCUUCGAUUAUGUCCUCGAGCUUUCAAUUCAGAGGAUGUCGUCGAAGAGGAUGCAGGUCAGGAGGAGCAUACCCUUCCCGACGGAGCAAACCCUUCGCAAGAGGAAGCGCCGUCUGGAGGGGCGAGCCCGGCUCAGACUAUAAAUUCAUUACAUCUUGCAGAUGAGGGAUCGGGCGAGGCUCUUCAAUAUCGCUUUAGGGUCAUCCUGCGAGAUGGGGAAGGUUGGAUUACGGUGGAGGAAUAUUCCUUUGCUACGUCUCUACCCUCGCUCGUGGAAGUCACAGCGGAGAAGAACGCAGGUGAAGGACAACUCCUUUUCGACAUAAGGCUCUGUGCUUUUGAAGCCGCCCUCGCCCAUGGCACUAAUACCAUCCAUUUCUUCCCAGAAGGUUGA
This is a messenger RNA of Letharia lupina, 420 nucleotides long. RefSeq lists its product as uncharacterized. The record is from RefSeq and is a predicted model, not a curated record. The transcript has 2 exons. NCBI's taxonomy places the organism in Eukaryota, Fungi, Ascomycota, Lecanoromycetes, Lecanorales, Parmeliaceae. Bases 1 to 420 code for a protein of 139 amino acids.